GGUAGCAGCAAGUGGUUGGGCCGUGCGCAUUUCCUUCCCUCCCUCUCGGCCUCCGAGCAAGCCCGCGGUGCCCGGUGCUCGGUGCGCGGAGCCCGCGGCUCCGCUCCGCGUGCCUUCCCCGCCGCCACGCCGCUCCCUUCCCCGCCGGUCCAUGUCCCUGCCCGUGGUGCUCCCGGGCUCCUGCUGCCCGGUGGCUGGGCUCUCGGGCGGGCCGCAGGCAGGGGGCCCGGGCGCCGCGGCCGCCCAGGAGCCGCCGCUGCCCCCACUGCGGCCGCGCUGGCCCCGGGCGGCGCUGCAGCCCCCGGUGCGGCCUCGCUGCGCGGCCACCGGCGCCGGGGUGCUGGCCGCGCCGCCCCCGCUCUCCUCCCGCCGGGCGGCCGCCGCCGCCGCCCGGGGCUCCGCUCUCCUCCCGGCUCGCCCGCUGCUGUCGCUCGGGCUGCUGCAGCUGACCCUGGGCUGCUGCAUGGUGGCGCUCAGCUUCGGGGCGCUGUCGCUGAGCAGCUCCCCGCAGGUGAAGAACUCGUGCCCGUUCUGGGCGGGCUCCUCGGUGAUACUCUCUGGAAUCAUAGGAUUAACAACUUGGAAACGGCCUAUGAUCCUUCUGGUGAACCUCUUCGUGCUGCUCUCUGUGGUGUGUGUCCUCUUAAAUUUAGCUGGAUUUAUCUUAGGCUGCCAAGGGGCCCAGUUUGUGUCCAGCGUGCCCAGGUGUGACCUGGUGGACUUAGGUGAAGGCAAGAUUUGCUUCUGUUGUGAAGAAUUUCAACCAGCCAAAUGCACAGACAAAGAGAAUGCCUUGAAGCUCUUUCCAGUUCAGCCUUGUAGUGCUGUUCACCUUCUACUUAAGAAAGUCCUUUUUGCUCUGUGUGCCUUGAAUGCCCUGACCACUACUGUUUGCUUGGUGGCAGCUGCCCUUCGCUACCUCCAGAUAUUUGCAGCCCGGAGAUCCUGCAUCGAUGAAUCUCAGAUUUCUGCAGACGAGGUGGAAGAGCAUGGACGCAUCCCGGACCCUGAGGACUUUGUGCCCCCAGUGCCUCCCCCUUCCUACUUCGCCACGUUGUACUCGUGCACACCCUGGAUGAGCCGCAGGAUGGGUGCUCCUGAUGUUAUUCCACUGCCACAUAUCUAUGGAGCACGAAUCAAAGGCAUGGAAGUGUUCUGUCCUCUGGACCCCCCACCUCCAUAUGAAGCUGUGGUGCACCAGACGGACCAGGAGCAGGUCCUGCCAGAGGGUUCCUCUUUGGGAUCUGCUUUCCAAGUGCCAGAAAGAUCAGAAGAUGCCACAAGUCUGUUGGAACCGCCAAUCUGCACACCAGUGACUCAAGGUAGGGACAUUCCUAACACACCUGGAGAAGAAAGCGCAUCCAUAUCAGUUCCCAACUCUAACCAGCCACAUCCUCCGUGGAGCCAGAAAGCCCUCCAGCCCCUGAGGACAAGAUCGAAGAGCGACCCUGUGCUCCAUCAUUCUGCGGAGAGAGCUGCCCCGGUGCUCAGCUGCGAAGCCGCAACUCAGACUGAGGGCAAACCCGAUCUGGCUGAGGUGACCUUGAGGAGAGGUUUGAGAUCCAGAGCUUUGAGAUGCAGACCACAGUCCUUAAUAGAUUACAAAUCUUACAUGGACACCAAGCUGCUGGUGGCGCGGUUCCUGGAGCAGUCCUCCUGCAGUAUGACCCCGGACAUCCACGAACUCGUAGAAAACAUUAAGUCUGUCUUGAAGUCUGACGAGGAGCACAUGGAGGAAGCCAUCACCAGCGCCAGUUUCCUGGAACAGAUAAUGGCCCCUUUGCAGCCCAGCGCUUGCAGGGCCCACGCGCAGCCCUCGCGGAGGCAGCCCGGCCUGCUGCACCUGCGGAGCUGCGGAGACCUGAGCACCUUUGUCCCGGCGGGGAGGCCAAGAGCCAAGAGGAGGCCCCGGCGAGCGGAGGCCGAGCGGCCGCACAGCCUCAUCGGUGUCAUCCGAGAGACCGUCCUGUGAACCUGCAGGGCCAGGCUCCCGCAUCGCUGGGAAAGCAGGAAGGAGGCAGCCGUGCGCUGGAGGGGAAGGAUGCCCUUGCUCCUCGCGGCUUCCUGGCUGGGGUUGAGCUUCCCCUCGUGAGCUCCCCUGAAGGCGGGCAUUUGGGAGGACAUUCGUGCCUGCUCUUUGGCCCCCUUCCUGCUGAUUGAGGGCAGUCAAGGAUGCUUGAGCAGCUCCUGGAAGGCUCAUCUGGCUUCUGGACGCCCCCACUGCCAUGAAGGCAGUGUCUCUCUGGCCUCUACCGGGUCACAUACCCGCUGUGGGCAGAAACCGGGCUAAUGAGUCUUUGCCCACCGCACCCCGCCAUGGCUCACUUCCUGGCCGGUUCUCUCCCUCCUUGAAGGACAGGCCUGUGGUUCCAGACCCUGCAGCCGUUCGCACUUGGCACGGAAGUGGGGUGAUUAACCUCCAUGUUCUGCAAUCGUCAGCCUCAUUUUAGGUCACCCUCAAAUCACGCUCUUUAGGAAAAACAGGAAACUUUUUCAGUGACAAAUUGUAAUGAAAGAUAGGGAGAGCUCUUGUUGAUUACAUUUAUUCCUGCCUGCAAAACUAGACUGCUAAGACAGAACUGAGAAUAAAAAUGUUUACAUUAGA
This is a messenger RNA of Manis pentadactyla (Chinese pangolin), 2605 nucleotides long. It is a transcript of the gene ENTREP1, whose product is annotated as endosomal transmembrane epsin interactor 1. Gene Ontology annotation, cellular component: membrane. The transcript has 11 exons. The record is from RefSeq and is a predicted model, not a curated record. The coding region runs from base 152 to 1972 and encodes 606 amino acids. Lineage: Eukaryota; Metazoa; Chordata; Mammalia; Pholidota; Manidae.